AUGCACAUUACCAACGAUGGUAGCUUUGAUGAAGAAAUUAAGUGCAGAAACAACCAGGGAAGACAAGCAAUUAGACAACUCAACAGUAUUUUAUGGGAUAAGGCCGUAUCAAAAGAAAACAAACACAAAAUUUAUAACAGCAUAGUUAAAAGUAUCAUUAGUUAUGGUAGUGAAGUAUGGCCUUUGAAAGAAAGAAACCUUAAGUUACUCGAAGCUACAGAAAUGGACUUUUGGAGGCGCGCGGCCGGAAAAUCGAAACUGGAUAGAGUUAGAAAUGAAAGAAUUCAGAACAUCAUAGGCGUUAAACACCGAAUAUCAGAAGACAUCAAAAUUAACCAACUCAGGUGGUACGGGCACGUACAAAGAAUGGAAGAGAACAGAAUCCCGAAAAAAAUACUCAAUUGGACACCACAAGGCAAACGCAGGGAGACCUAG
Sitophilus oryzae (rice weevil) is the source of this 435-nucleotide messenger RNA. RefSeq lists its product as uncharacterized. Bases 1 to 435 code for a protein of 144 amino acids. Lineage: Eukaryota; Metazoa; Arthropoda; Insecta; Coleoptera; Curculionidae. The transcript has a single exon. The record is from RefSeq and is a predicted model, not a curated record.